Molecule: messenger RNA, 2084 nt
Organism: Camelina sativa (false flax)
Lineage: Eukaryota; Viridiplantae; Streptophyta; Magnoliopsida; Brassicales; Brassicaceae
Product: asparagine synthetase [glutamine-hydrolyzing] 2
Cellular component (GO): cytosol
Molecular function (GO): asparagine synthase (glutamine-hydrolyzing) activity
Source: RefSeq, a predicted model, not a curated record
CUUCAGAGAAGCCAUUGUUGUCUUGUUUUCUCGUUGCCACCACCACACUUAAACACAAUGUGUGGGAUUCUCGCUGUUCUUGGUUGCAUCGACAACACUCAAGCUAAACGUUCUCGUAUCAUCGAACUCUCUCGCAGGUUGAGGCAUAGAGGUCCUGAUUGGAGUGGACUCCAUUGUUAUGAAGAUUGUUAUCUUGCCCAUGAGCGUUUAGCCAUCAUUGACCCUACUUCUGGAGACCAACCGCUCUAUAACGAAAACAAGACCAUCGUUGUCACGGUCAAUGGAGAGAUAUACAACCACAAGGUUUUGCGUGAAAAGCUAAAGUCUCAUAAAUUCCAUACUGGCAGUGACUGUGAAGUGAUUGCACACCUUUACGAAGAAUAUGGAGAGGAAAUUAUCGACAUGUUGGAUGGAAUGUUCGCCUUUGUCCUUCUUGAUACACGCGACAAAAGUUUUAUUGCUGCUAGGGACGCCAUUGGUGUAAUCCCGUUAUACAUUGGAUGGGGUGUUGAUGGUUCUGUCUGGUUUGCUUCCGAGAUGAAAGCGCUUAGUGAUGAUUGUGAACAGUUUAUGGCUUUCCCUCCUGGCCACAUCUACUCAAGUAAACAAGGAGGACUUAGGAGGUGGUACAAUCCUCCGUGGUACUCUGAACAGGUUCCUUCAACCCCAUAUGAUCCUUUAGUUCUGCGCAAUGCUUUUGAGAAGAAAAAAAAAUUUCAGGCUGUUAUAAAGAGACUUAUGACUGAUGUGCCUUUUGGAGUUCUCCUAUCUGGAGGAUUGGACUCGUCUCUUGUUGCUGCAGUAGCAUUACGCCAUUUGGAACAAUCGGAAGCUGCUCAAUGGGGUUCACAAUUGCACACGUUUUGCAUCGGUUUGAAGGGAUCGCCGGAUCUUAAAGCUGGCAGGGAAGUUGCUGACUAUCUUGGAACACGCCACCACGAGUUUCAGUUUACAGUUCAGGAUGGGAUAGACGCAAUUGAGGAAGUCAUUUACCAUAUUGAAACCUAUGACGUGACAACAAUAAGAGCUAGCACUCCGAUGUUUCUUAUGUCCAGAAAAAUUAAAUCUUUAGGUGUAAAGAUGGUUCUUUCUGGGGAAGGUUCUGAUGAAAUUCUCGGAGGAUACUUGUACUUCCAUAAGGCACCCAACAAGAAAGAAUUUCAUGAGGAAACAUGCCGAAAGAUCAAAGCUCUCCACCAAUUUGAUUGUUUGAGGGCUAACAAAUCAACUUCUGCGUGGGGUGUUGAAGCUCGUGUGCCUUUCCUAGAUAAAGAAUUUUUAAAUGUCGCAAUGAGCAUUGAUCCAGAAUGGAAGAUGAUCAAGCCUGAUCUUGGAAGGAUCGAGAAGUGGGUGCUACGCAAUGCCUUUGAUGAUGAAGAACGACCUUAUCUACCAAAGCAUAUUCUGUAUAGACAGAAAGAACAGUUUAGUGAUGGAGUUGGGUAUAGCUGGAUUGAUGGUCUAAAAGAUCAUGCAAACAAACAUGUCUCUGAUACUAUGUUAUCGAACGCAAGCUUUGUCUUCCCGGAUAACACACCUCUGACAAAAGAAGCUUACUACUACAGAACCAUCUUCGAAAAGUUCUUCCCCAAGAGUGCUGCAAGGGCGACUGUACCAGGAGGGCCAAGUAUUGCUUGCAGUACGGCGAAAGCUGUAGAAUGGGAUGCAACUUGGUCAAAGAAUCUUGAUCCCUCAGGGCGUGCGGCUCUUGGAGUUCAUGUUGCAGCUUAUGAGGAGGAGAUUAAAGCUGCUGCUAAGGUUGGAUCCGACUCAGUAGAUUCUCUUCCUAAGAACGGAUUAGAAGAGAACAUUACAGGCGCUGUUUGAGAGGAGAAACAAAGAUGCCAUGGAUGUCCAGUUACUUCAAGUGUGAUACACGACGUCUGCAUUUGUGCUCAAGUUUCUGCGUAUUUUCUCGUUCUUGUUUGUUUUAGACAAAUCUUGUAAGCUAGAUAUUUAAGAUUUUGAACGUUUAGUCUGAUGAAUCCGAACUUGUUUCAUUACAAAAGGUUGUCUUUCUGUACAACUCUUCUUGUAUUUGUCUUGGCUUGUUGUUACGUAAGUGCAGAGACUUGUCUUCAUUA